AGUCCCUGGCAGGGAUAAAUAGGCAUUAGUUAGCGUGCACCAGGGAGAAGCACUGCUCCAGGCUAAGCCAUCAGAGAUUGACAGCUGGGAUCAGCUCUGCAGGGUGGACAGUGGAGAGGAUGUCACCCCUUUUAGCCCUGGGGCUCUUGGUGGCUGGGUUCUGCCCUGCUGUCCUCUGCCACCCAGAUAGCACACUGGGCAGGGAUACUCCAGCCCAGGGUGACCAAGACAACAGGACACAAGUGGACAGUCUGAGCUUGGCCUCCAGGAACACCGACUUCGCAUUCAGCCUCUACAAACAGCUGGCUUUGAAGAAUCCAGAUAAAAAUGUUGCCUUUUCCCCGUUCAGCAUCUCGGCUGCCUUGGUCUUCCUGUCCCUGGGGGCACACAACAAUACCCUGGUAGAGAUCCUAGAAGGUCUCAAGUUCAACCUCACAGAGGCCUCAGAGACAGAUAUCCAGCAGGGCUUUGGGUACCUCCUGCGCAUGCUCAAUCAGCCAAGGGACCAGCUGCUGCUAAGCACUGGCAGUGCCAUAUUUAUAGAAGAGCAGCUGCAGCUCCUGGCCAAGUUCAAAGAGGAGGCAAGGGCACUGUUCCAGGCCAAGGCCUUCACCACAGACUUCCAGCAGCCUAAGGAGGCCAAGAAGCUUAUUAAUAACUAUGUGAAGAAAGAGACCCAGGGGAAAAUCAAGGACCUGAUCUCAGACCUGGACCCUCAGACUGUCAUGGUGCUUGUGAAUUACAUCUACUUUAAAGGCAAAUGGGAAACACCCUUUGACCCUCGUGACACCUUCAAGUCUGUGUUCUACUUGAACAAGAGGCGGCCUGUAAAGGUGCCUGUGAUGAGCAUCGAGGACCUGACCACACCCUACUUCCGGGAUGAGGCGCUGUCCUGCUCUGUGGUGGAGCUGCGGUACAAGGGCAAUGCCAGUGCCCUGUUUAUCCUCCCUGACCAGGGCCGAAUGAAGGAGGUGGAGGCCAGCCUGAACCUGGAGACCCUGAGGAAGUGGAAGGACUCUCUGAGACCCAGGGAGAUCAAUGAGCUCUACCUGCCCAAAUUCUCCAUCUCUGGUGACUAUAGCCUGGGGAACAUCCUUUCCCAGCUGGGCAUCAGGGAAGUCUUCUCCACGCAGGCCGACCUGUCAGGAAUCACAGGGGCCAAGAACCUGAAGGUCUCCCAGGUGGUCCACAAAGCUGUGCUGGAUGUGGCUGAGACAGGCACAGAAGCUGCCGCCGCCACAGGAGUCAGAAUUGUCGCCGUGUCUGCAAAACUGGACCCGCUGAUUGUGAAUCUCAAUAGGCCCUUCUUGCUGAUAAUCUUUAACGAGAAUACCACCAUCUUUAUGGGCAAAGUCACCGACCCCAGGCAAGCCUAGAGCUUCUCACUGACUGAGAUUUCUACCCAGGAGCCAGGGCUGGAGCCCACAUUGGGUUUUUGCAUGCCUCCUGGCCUCUGUACCCUGAGUGGCUGUGGCAUGCGGGGCCCUGGCCCUCAUCCUUGGGACAAUGACGGUGACUUGCACAUGCACAGAAGUCUGCGGCCUGUCGGUCUGGGGCUCUGAGGCUUCUUGGUGGCACUUAGCUCCUGGACUCUGCCUUUGUGCCCCUCCCUGCUCACUCUCCUGUGCCUGUGCUCCAAAGCCUAGGCCUAGGCUCUGUCCUCCUCUAGGCUAUGGGCCCUUCUAUCUUCAGCUUCAGUGGCCUUGACAGGACUAUGAAACCUCUGGCCCAACCCAUGUGGGCCUCAGGCUCAGAACCAAGGGGGGAACCUUGCUGCCUGAGCCUCAUUCCUGCAUCUGGCACCAUCUGAUGCCUAGUUCUAAUUUCAUACACCCAGGCCCAGGCCCUGCCCACCACUGCCCCUCGAAGGGACUCCUAAGCCUGCUCACAUCUGCCAAUUUUAGAAUCCCUCCUCCUGCAGCUGCAUGGGGCCUGCUAGUCAGACAUGCUCUUGCCUUCCUUGCACCCCUAAUUAGGGAGAAUAUCUAUUUUCUGGGUUCCCAGUAGACUAAGCUCACAUGACAGAUGACACCCCUAUCCUUAGCUCCCAAAAUACAGGGCUGAGAAGAAAUGAUCAAUAAACAUAACUGCACAGAAAGUGGCCAGGCAGUGUUCACUCAACUCCAGUUGGAGCUGGCGAGGCCUCAGGGAUAGGGUCGGGAAGGUUGGGGGGAGAAUAGGGAUUGUCACUCAGCCUUUGAAAACUGGGGCUUUUAUGCAAAGACCUUGACUUCAGAUAACCCCUCUGCCCCCUAUGGUGGCUCUCAGACCUGCAUGCUGUUAUUACUCCUGGAUGAAUGAGGUGGCUGAGGCACAGAGAGACUUGACCAUGUCCCACAGCCACAUAGUUAGACAUUGUUAUGGCUGGCAGGGCCGCUAUUCCAAGUUCCCUGAUGUCAGAAAGCAAAGAACUGGGAUUCUGUUCCUGAGGACCUCAGAGUGGUGAUGGGCAGAGGGAGGAUAAAGCAAGGCUCUGGGUGCUUCCUAGAAAGCACUCAGCUGGGCCUGGAGGUCAGGAGUAGCCUCUGUGCUGAGAUCAAAGGAAGAUGAGAAGGCAGUCAAUUAACCAGAAAGAUUGUUUCAGGCAGAGGAAAUAACAAUGGGGACUUCCUAUGACUCUGAGAGAAGGUGGGAUGCUCUAGGGCACAGAGCAGAGGGGCCUGGUGAGAAAGAGGCCUCAACAGGGCCACUGGACUACAGAGGGCCUAGCCCCGUGAAGAUUCUAAUCUGGCUCCUUAGAGCUAUAGGGAACUUUGUGGGGGUUAGACAGUUAGUGUGAGAAGAUUCGCGUUUUAGGAAAGUUGUUCUAACUGUAGAGGAGAGAACUGAUUUGGGCUCACAGAGGGAGUGGCGUCCUGGGCUGCUGUGGGAACAUCAGGCCACAGCUGGGGAGAAGAGUGGAUGAUUCAGCUCAAGGGCUCAGGAGUCUUGAUGACUAGAUGAAGGACAAGAGGACAGGGUGCAUUUGAGUCGGGGUACAAGGUGUCCAUGAUGAGUCCUCUGAGACAGCACAUGCGGCCAGAGACCCUUGCUGGGACAGCCUUGUCUAGGGUCCCUAAGAACACUUAUUCAGGAAGCAGGCAGGCCUGAGGUCAGCAGAGAAUUGAAGCCUGGAGGGUCAUACUCAGGACUCCCUUCCCCAGAGAUGGGCAGGUAAGACUAAGGUGCCCUCCCAUAAGGGCUAUGUAGAGAAGGGGACCCAUCUAUUUAUAAGGACUCCUAGGAAAGGACAGCAGCCAGGCAGGAAGUCAGGGAUAAAGCUGCCCCCAGGACCAAGACAUACCAAGGGGACAGGGAAGGUGACCUAGAUCAAUAAACAUAACUGCACAGAAAGUGGCCAGGCAGUGUUCACUGGACUCCGGUUGGCAGGGGCAUGGCCAAAGGGACAGGGAAGGUGACCCAGAGCAUACCACAGGGUAGUAAAGACAUUGUUAUGGCUGACAGGAUGUAUGACAUCCUGUAUGAUCCAUGGUCUAAAGUCAUUCAGGCCGCACAGGUGGAAUGUUAAAAGAGUUAAGACCUCUGUAGGAGGUAAAGGGUCCAGUGAGCAGAUAGGAUUAGCAAGAAAGCAUACAGAGGAAUUUUCCAGAAGCUAGCCCUUGGAGAAGGAGAAAGAGUAGAGGGAGUAAGAGCUCUGCUGGAGUCAGCUUGAGGAUUCCCAAGAUGCAACAGCUUCGAGUAAGGUGUUUGACUACAGGAUAGGCUCAGGUGGUGGGGCGACAUCAACUGGGCCUACAGCACCGCAUGACUCGGAAAGAACAGUGAGUGCAAGAGACUUGACAUCCUCAUGCCCAGACAGCUCAGGUAGUGGCCAGCAAGCCUGCAAGAAACAGCUCUGGAGAGAGCACUGUCCCUGGGCGGAUGGGCUGGGAUGGACUCCAGGCCAGGUGGAGGGUGAAGGUCAAGGCUUGUACUUCAGUAGGAAUGCGGAGCAGACCCUGUGAGGCUCCAUUUCUUGAUGAGAGACUAUGGGUUCCUCCGUCCCAGUGACUCAUGAGUUCCAGUGCAGAGACAAAGUUGCCUAUAGUUUGACUGACUGGACCCCAGAUCUCAGGGUUCCUCCAUUUCAUCGUCACCCCCUCUCCUUGCGCUGGGCAGGUAAUAGAACAUGGGGAGGGAAAGAGAGGUGUCUGGAAACAAGAUAGUUCAUAGAGGCUGAAUGCCUGGAAUCUUUUUAAAUUGCUCAAAGAUUUCUACUUGCUGAGUAUCUGUCUUAUAUACUCUUACCAAUGGGAAGGGACUGGGGAAUGUUCUCACAAAUUCUAUGCAACUUGUUCUUCUUUCCCAGAGCCCUUCCUCCCACCACACAGCCUCAUCCCAAGUCAAAUCUUGGUCUGACACUUAAAAGUCAUGAGAUUUUAGUCAAAUUACCUGACAGAACUAAUGGCCAUAGUCUCCUCUCUAUACAUUAACGAUCAGAGAGUAUCCACUAUAGAGGAACAUGGAACAGAUUACAAGUUAGUAAUAGUAAUUAUAAUAACCACCAAGGGCCUGGUUAGGGGUGCCAUCCUCCUUUCAUCUCAGACCCUCUGGGUCAGAUCAGAAACCUACUCCAGAAGUUCACUCUUUGUCUCCAGAGAUAAUGUAUGUUUGACAUGGAUGAGGAGGGCAUUGAAGCAGUCGCCACCCCAGAAACUGACAUCUCUGUCUUCUUCGAAGACUGACAUCUCUGCAAAGGACCCUGAUGGCCAUGGGGCAUGUCAACAGGCCCCUCAUAGUGUCCAUGCUCUCCCCGAAGAGCCAGGACAUCCUCUUUCAGAGAAUAAACGCCACUCCCAGGAGGACAUACAACUGAAACUGUAACUUGCAAAGUGGAUCGUAGUGGAGGUACACAACAGAUCCAUUGUGCCCAGCUAUGCCUUGCAACACUUACAUAGUCUGGAACACGUUUAUCACAGUGUACUCAGACCCCUGUGGCCCGAAAUCAUCCAGGACAUACUGUUCUCUGAGUAACUCCACCCACACUCAGGGAUUCCCAGUGUUAAUUCUGACCAUGUUUCAUGGCCCUAACAUCAUCAGAGACUGACUUCCAACGUCAUCUGCGAUGAUGCUGCAAUACCAUGCAGAUGGCUGCCUUGAGCCGUUUUCUGUUGCUGUUACUGAGGACCACAGACUGCACAAUUUGCGGAGGUGUGUGAUAGCUUUUGGUCAUUCUAAUAAAAUAUCUAAGAUAAACAGCUCCAAGAAGGAAAGAUUUGGUUUGAAUCAUGGUUUCAGAAGGUUUAGUCCAUGGUCUACUGGCCCUAUUGCUUUGGGCCUGAAACAUGGGAAGGUUUGUGUAUCAAAAGACACUACGGAGAGAGUGAAGGAAGGGAGAUGGCUCAGUGGGUAAAGGAUUUGCCAUACAGGCAUGAGGACCCAAGUUUGGUCCCCCAAAACACACAUGAAAAAGCCAGGUGUGGUGCUGUGCACUUAUAAUCCCAACACCAGGGAGGUGGAGACCCUGGUGCUCACCGACCAGUCAGUCUAGACAAGCUGGAAGCCUCAAGCCAACAAAGAGACCUUGCUUCAUAAAACGAGGUGGACAGUACCUGAGGAACAACAGCCGAAGUUGAUCUCUGGCCUCCACGGUGGGAAUGGUUUCUGUUACUGGCCAUAAUCUGGACUAAUGACUUUUGACUAACCCAGCAAAACCACGUGCUCUUGUGUCUUGUGACCUUGGCAUCUGAUCUCAUUUCCUAAGCAACCUCAAUUUGGUGUUCCACCCAAUAAAAGAAUGAAUGAAUGAAUGAA
This is a messenger RNA of Nannospalax galili (Upper Galilee mountains blind mole rat), 5733 nucleotides long. It is a transcript of the gene Serpina3, whose product is annotated as serpin family A member 3. The transcript has 5 exons. The record is from RefSeq and is a predicted model, not a curated record. Gene Ontology annotation, biological process: negative regulation of endopeptidase activity. Gene Ontology annotation, molecular function: serine-type endopeptidase inhibitor activity. Bases 120 to 1376 code for a protein of 418 amino acids. NCBI's taxonomy places the organism in Eukaryota, Metazoa, Chordata, Mammalia, Rodentia, Spalacidae.